Caenorhabditis bovis is the source of this 1131-nucleotide messenger RNA. Lineage: Eukaryota; Metazoa; Nematoda; Chromadorea; Rhabditida; Rhabditidae. The record is from the annotation of a GenBank genome assembly.
AUGAGUCGAAAUGCAAAAAGUGGCAACAAAAGCAAAAUGGGCGAAGCGACAAUGAAGCGACGAAAAUUGUCGGCGAUGUCGAAUAAAGGAUCCCCGGCGACAAAUGAUGGAGAUACCCCGGAAGAGCUUAUUGCCCAUUUUACAACAAUACCAAAUAAAAAGAAUUUGUACGACGCGCUUAGCGGACACGCAAGAAUAGUUGCCGAUGGAUUUCUUAAAAAUAUUGAUAAAAACAUUCGUCUUCCCGUGCCGAUUCCCGAAAAAAGACGAGUGAAGUUAGAUAAAGAUGAAGAUUAUAUUCCUGCACAGUAUGUGAAGCUCGAAAACUCUGAAUAUGUGCUAGUGCAGGCUCCAAGCAAGGCCAACCAACGUGAGCUGUGGCGUCUUGUCUGGCAGGAUCAGAUAAAAGUGAUGAUUUGUCUUUGCACUGAGGAACAAAUGUCAGCAAGUGAUGAUGCCAAAUGCUUCCCUUAUUUUCCUAAUGAAGCAAAUCAAACAAAAGAAAUCGAGACUAAAAAAGGAAAACUUGUGGUAACGUGUAAAGCGAAAGAAUCAACGAGUUGCAUGUAUCACAAAUAUGAAUUAGAAGUGACAAUGACAGAAGCUGAGGGGACAUCAGAAGAAAAGAAACCUGAUGAGGAAUUAUCAGGAAGUGUCGCUGGCAAAGUGCUUCCGAUCACAUUAUUCCAUAUGUACGGCUGGCCGCAGAAGCCAGAAAAUUCGAAGGAUCCGUUCGACAUGUCGCAUAAUGUCGCAUUAUUGUGUAAAGAAGUUUUUAAAGCGGAAAUGAAUGUGCUCCGAAAGAGCAUGGAAAACUUUGUGCCACCGGUUUUGAUACAAUCAAUGGAUGCUAUUGGGCGAUCUGCGGUUCUUUGGGUUUGUUUAAUGCUCUACAAAGACGUAGAAAAACGCGAAUGUUUCGAUGUUCCUGAACUUAUCAAAAAAGUUCAGAAAAUGCGACCCGGCUCACUUUCUACAUACCACAGCUUUUGUUUCACAUUCGCCGUUUCAUUGUGGAUUGGAAAAGAAGCUAAUUGGAUGUCGGAUAGUGAAUGCUCAUCUAAACUUGGAGAGUUAACCAAAGGAUAUUUGGACAGAAAGUUAAAUGAACAAGGCGUUCCAAUCAUUUGA